UUUUAACUCUAAUUCUUCAUCUAUCAAAACCAAAGUCUUAAAAAAAUACUUUGGCGGAAUCCUCUCAACUCUCUGCAGUCAUGGAGGAGGGUAAAAUCACAGAGUAUAAUUCUGUGAGUUCAUUGAAACUUCAAGGAAAAGGUGGAUUUAGAGCUACCUCCUUUAUCUUUGGUUUGUUGGGAUUGGAAAACAUGGGUUUUGUGGCAGUGAUGGUGAGUUUUGGUUUGUACUUCAGUUUUGUGAUGGGUUUUGAUCUGAGUGGAUCAGCGAAUACUCUCACUAACUUGAUGGGCUCAACGUUCUUGCUAUCCAUUCUUGGUGGCUUCAUUUCUGAUACUUACAUCAACAGAUUCCACACUGUCCUCAUUUUUGGACCCUUCGAAAUUAUAGCGUUCGCAUUGAUAACAAUUCAAGCUCAUUAUAAGAGUUUACAGCCAGUAUGUUUGGAACCAAAUUGCAUAUCAGGAAAGAAAGCUAUAUUCUUCUAUGCAUCACUUUGUUGUUUUGCAUUGGGUGGUGGUGGGGUUAAAGGAGCAUUGCCAGCAUUGGGUGCUGACCAAUUUGAUCAGAAGGAUCCAAAGGAAGCUAAAGCUCUUGGAAGAUAUUUCAAUUUGCUCAUGUUUAGUUCAGUGAUUGGUGGAGCAUUUGGGGUCACAUUUGUUGUCUAUGUUAGUACAGUUAACGCUUGGUGGAAAGGUUUUCUCAUAAGUUUGGUUUCUGUCACACUUGGUUUUAUUUUCUUUGCCUUGGGAAAGCCUUUUUUUCGACUUCAACAACCUGCUGGCAGUCCACUUACUAGAAUUUUCCAGGUUAUUGUUGUGGCAAUAAAUAAUGGAAAGCUGCAAUUACCAGAAAACAGUGAGGAGCUGUAUGAGAUUAGUGAGAAAGAAUCAGACUCAUCACAGCCAAAACUUGCACAUACUAAACAAUUCAGGUUUUUAGACAAAGCUGCAAUCCAUCCUAAAACAGGUGAGCCUACAGCAUGGACAGUUUGCACUGUGACACAAGUUGAAGAAGUUAAAGUAUUAACAAGAAUGUUACCCAUCAUAGCUAGUACCAUUAUAAUGAACACAUGUAUGGCCCAACUCCAAACAUUCUCCGUAGCACAAGGCUAUCGAAUGAACCGUUUCAUUAAGAAAUUCGAGGUACCAGCACCCUCAGUGCCCGCGAUCCCACUAAUCAUCAUGUGUAUUCUCAUUCCAAUUUAUGACAUGGUUUUCGUCCCCUUUGCUCGAAAAAUCACCAAACACCCCUCAGGGAUCACUCAACUCCAACGCGUUGGGGUCGGGCUAGUCCUCUCGAUCGUGUCAAUGGCUGUUGCUGCCCUAGUUGAGAUCAAAAGAAAGCACCAUUCAUUGAAAGAUCCAUUGCACCCAAUUCACCUAGCUUGGCUUGGAUUUCAAUAUUCUAUUUUUGGUAUAGCGGACAUGUUUACCUUAGUGGGCUUACUUGAAUUUUUCUACAAAGAAGCACCUGUUGGAAUGAGGUCCUUAUCCACUUCAUUUACAUGGAUUUCAAUAUCUUUGGGCUUUUUCUUGAGUAGUGUACUUGUUGACAUUAUCAAUUCAGUGACAAAAAAAAGAGCACCAAGCAAAAAAGGAUGGUUAGUGGGCUUAGACUUGGAUCAGAAUAAUUUGCACCUCUUCUAUUGGUUCUUGGCAAUUCUUAGUGGGCUUAAUUUUUUGAACUACCUUUAUUGGGCUUCUUGGUAUAAGUACAAAACAGAUGAGAAUGUGGAUCCCAAGACCAAGCCCAAUUUAGGUGAUUCCAUCGGCUUGUCCAAAUCAGUGUCAGUGAGUGGAGUGCCAUUGCUGAAGCCCAGUGAAAGUGCAGUAGCAAUGCCUACCAUUAAUGAAUCAUCAAAUGGGCCAACUGAGGAAGCUAAUGAAAAUUCAGCAGCAGCAAACAGAGGAUAAUAAUGUGAAACAUUUAAUAGAAUAAAAAA
Molecule: messenger RNA, 1945 nt
Organism: Solanum tuberosum (potato)
Lineage: Eukaryota; Viridiplantae; Streptophyta; Magnoliopsida; Solanales; Solanaceae
Product: protein NRT1/ PTR FAMILY 4.5-like
Exons: 6
Coding region: 81-1916 (611 amino acids)
Biological process (GO): transmembrane transport
Cellular component (GO): membrane
Molecular function (GO): transmembrane transporter activity
Source: RefSeq, a predicted model, not a curated record